AUGGCCAACACUACACAAGUUGUCACUUAUAUGCAGCAACCACCUCAACAAGUAGUACCACGUCAAAUGCAGCCUAGAUCACCUCCCAAGAUAUAUCAAUUACCCGAACGAAUGAAAAAGGGUUCUUUUUACUUAGGUAUUAUUAUGCUUGUCUACGGCAUAACUUCCUUAGCUUGGGGGUGUAUUGGCUAUGCACUUGUUGAUUAUCGUUUCUUCAUCCUAAGUACUGGCAUAAACAUAGUUAGCGGAGUCUUUUUUGUUAUGGCCGGCACAUUUGGGAUUCUGACAUACAAAAUCACCAUUAACCCUCAUUUGAUGCAUACUUAUUAUGCUUUUACCCUGCUUUCGUUUGCGGCAGCAAUCUUUCAGCUUACGUUCAGUUGCAUUUCAUAUGCCUACAUACAUUACUUUUCCAAUAGCUUAAGUAUUCAAGCUAAUUCAGUUUUUUGCUUUCUAGUACAAGUCAUGAACCCUGCUGGAUAUCAUCAACCAGUAAUGAUGACACCAAUAAAUAUGCCUGUAUCUGGAGUUGUUUAUUAUAACACAGGAGUAGCACCGGGCGUUGGUAGCCCUGGCAUUCAAAUGAUAUCCCAGCAACAAAUAUUGCAACAACAAAUAGCACCACAGCCACCACAACAGCCACCACAACAGCCACCACAACAGCCACCACAACCGCCACCACAACCGCCACCACAACAGCAACCGCAAGGGCAAUCACUGCUAGGAGAGCCACCAAAACAUAAACUACAACCUUUGCCAGACAUAAGAAAAUAA
Molecule: messenger RNA, 774 nt
Organism: Trichoplax adhaerens
Lineage: Eukaryota; Metazoa; Placozoa; Uniplacotomia; Trichoplacea; Trichoplacidae
Exons: 4
Coding region: 1-774 (257 amino acids)
Cellular component (GO): membrane
Source: RefSeq, a predicted model, not a curated record